CAGAGCUAUACUAUGUUCAGGUUAUAGGGGCUUUGAAGAUCUACAAUAACAGACCUAAUUCUCGGAACAAUUGAGAUCAUCCAUUUUAGGUUAAUGAGAGAUUCGCUUCAAUACAAGUUUCUCCUGGAAAUCUGGGGUCCAAUGUGCAUUAAAUCCUCGAGGAUCAAGUACUUGAAUGGUCAUGACACUCAAGAAACCUUGCCAUAGUUAUAAAAAGACAGUGAUAUGUUCAUAUUUCUAGGUAUACUUCAUUUGAAUUUUGACAUUAUACACUGAAAAGAAAUCCAAAUGCUUCUCAAUACAGUAUAUACUCUGGCUUAUAGCUCAAUUGCACUUGGUGUCACUUUGAAAACCACCCCAGAUGAAGCUAAUGGCUCCAAUCAUGUUCAGUUGGCCAGUUACAACUAUACUUCAGGUGUAUUAAAUGCAGAAGUUUUCGUUCAUGAUGAUGGUUACACAAAAGAGGUGUUCUUAUAUUAUAAUGAUGCUGAAGGUAAUUCAACUCCACUAUCUGGUGUUAAUGCUGAAAACGUGGAAAAAUUAGAUAAUGGUUGGGAUUUAUACACAAUUUCAAAUCCAAUCUUAUCAGGUGAAGGCUUAUCCAAAUUAUUGAACUUGACUGGCUUUUCGCAAAUUAAUGAUGAUUAUUUCUUGGAAAUUUUGGAUAUUGAUGUUGAACAACAAGAUCCAGUAACUCAAACUCCUACUUAUCAUGCUCCAGUUAUAACACCUUCUGGGUUUUAUGAAGAUAUUGAUACUUGGUUAAACCCAAGUGAUAAAUCAUCACAAGCUUACAAGUCCAAAGUUCGUGUCUUUGAUAACAUCAAUAUUAACGGAUCAGUCCCUGGGUUGGUUGUUGCUGCUCAAUCCUUUUCUGAACCAGAUUAUGGAUUCCAUUGGAUCCGUGAUGCUGGACUAACUUAUGAUUUGGUUCUUCAAUUGUAUAAAUCACUACCAAACAGAGAUACCAAACUAGCUAGGGACCUUGAAGAUUAUUUCUUACAAUUCAUCCAAGCUUCAAUUGAUGAACAAAAAGAUCAAACUGCAAUCAAAGGUUUAGGUGAUCCAAAAUUUUAUUUGAAUAACAAUACAGCUUAUCAAGGAUUGUGGGGUCGUCCACAAAAUGAUGGUCCUUCCAUCAGGGCUUUUGUCUUGAUUGAUUUUGCUAAAGAAUAUAUCAAGAAAGGUGGAGAUAAAGACUAUAUUAUUGGUUUAUCAUGGGAAGCUCCUAUUAAAGUUGAUUUGGAUUACAUUGUUAAGAACUGGACCCAAUCAAGUUAUGAUGCUUGGGAGGAAGUUAAUUCUGAUAACGUUUUCAAUAAAUUAGUUGCAAGAAAGGCAUUGGCUGUUGGUGCUGAGUUUGCUUCACAAAAUUUGAAAGAUUUCGGAACUUAUAAGACCUUGACAGAAACUUUCAAUCAAUUGAACGCUACCUUGGAAAACUUUGCUAAUCCAUUAAGGAAAUACAUCAUUGUGAACUAUGGCCCUGUGAUUCAUAGAAAGUCGUCCCGUAAGGAUGCUUCCACAUUAUUGGGUAUAAACCACGGCAAUUUACAUGAUGGUGUUUUCGAUACAACUGAUGACUAUGUUAUCAGAACAGUUUAUGAAGUUGGUACAGCUUUCCUUGAUGUGUUUAGUAUUUCUAGUACAACACAAGAUGACAAUGGUUUACCAUUAGCUCCACCAACUGGAAGAUACCCUGAGGAUGUUUAUAAUGGUGUCAACACAUCAUACGGUAACCCAUGGUAUUUAUCAACUGCUGCAUUUGCUGAAUAUUUCUAUAACGUUGCAAAUGAUUUCAAAGAACAAGGUUCAAUUACAAUCAAUGAUCACACUUCACCUUUUUGGAAGUACUAUGCACCAAAUGUUGAAGUUGAAGGAACUAUCACCAAGGAUUCUGAAGACUUCACCAAAUUGAUUGAUGCAUUGACUGGUUGGGGUGAUGCUUAUAUCAGAACUAUCAAACAUUAUGCUGGUGAGGAUGGCCAUCUUUCAGAGCAGUUUGAUAGAGAAAGUGGUGUUCCAAGAGGUGCCACUGAUUUGACUUGGUCAUAUGCGUCUUUGUUGACUGCAGCUUUUGCUAGAGCAAAUUUAAAAGGUGAUGAUUCUUAUAUCGUCAACUUGGCCCGAUUAGAAUGAUGAGCUUGCUCUCUUCUUUACUUUUCACUUCUUUCUACGUUUCACAGUGGAUCAAUUUCGAU
Molecule: messenger RNA, 2201 nt
Organism: Hansenula anomala
Lineage: Eukaryota; Fungi; Ascomycota; Saccharomycetes; Phaffomycetales; Wickerhamomycetaceae
Product: glycoside hydrolase family 15 protein
Exons: 1
Coding region: 289-2139 (616 amino acids)
Biological process (GO): polysaccharide metabolic process
Cellular component (GO): fungal-type vacuole
Molecular function (GO): glucan 1,4-alpha-glucosidase activity
Source: RefSeq, a predicted model, not a curated record